AUGUAUUUUAAUUUAUGGGCGCCGUCUACAACCAAAAGUUAUUCAUCUAAGAAUGAUUCCUCGGAUCAACUAGAUUCUCCUGAUAGUCAUAUUACGCUUGCAAGUGAAUUUCGUAAAUUCAGAAAACCAUUAAAAGGUCGAGAAAUAGAAAUUGAAGCACGAGGGUUUCCCGGAGCCCUUUCAAACCUAGAAAUAACCAGAAAGGUUUCUCAUAAAGAAUGGAUUAGUAGGCUCCGUGCUUUGGACAAACUUAAUGAGCAAAUUUCUGAUGCUGAGAAGAACGACCGAACCGCCGUACUCAUGGAUGUUGAGGAUUUGAAAGAACUGAGGGAGGAGUUUGAGUUCUUGCACAAAGGCGUUACCGAAUUAGUAAGACUGACCGACGAUGUGAAACAGAUAGCGAUUGCUAAAAAACAAUUUGCGAGUGAUAGAACGAAAGAAUUGACGAAGGAUGAAACAUCUAAAAUGUUAAUCGAUAGAAGAUCAAGAAUUUUCAGUUAA
Acaulospora morrowiae is the source of this 501-nucleotide messenger RNA. NCBI's taxonomy places the organism in Eukaryota, Fungi, Glomeromycota, Glomeromycetes, Diversisporales, Acaulosporaceae. The record is from the annotation of a GenBank genome assembly.